UUCAACUACCGCGCACUGUCUCACCAACCCCUAUAUGCCUCAGCCUCGGCGGCGAGCCGGCUCCGGCCACCUAUAAGUAACCCCCGCCCCGCUCCUCUUCCUCCCAGGAGACACCGCGCCCGCCUCCCGCACGCACCGCCUCCUCGUCCAUUGCCGAAAGGGACCCUAACCGUAGGACUUAACACCCAACUCGCCGCCGCAUUCCGUUCGCAAUGGCGCUCGCCACCACCGCCGCCGCCGCCGCCGCGGCAGCCGCCAUCUCCGGAGGAGCCGUAUCGCAGCCCCGCCGAACGCCGGCGUUCAUCCCGCUGAAGCGCCGCGCCACCAUCCGCGCCGUCCACGCCGUGGAGCCGUCGAAGAACCCCGCCGUCGCGGCCGCCGCGAAGACCUCGUCGCCGACGGUGGCGCCGGAGAACGACGCGCCCCCGGCCCCGACUUCGAAGUCGCAUGCGUCUCCUCCAGGGCCGGUGAAGUGGACGGUGGACAGCUGGAAGACGAAGAAGGCGCUGCAGCUGCCGGAGUACCCCGACGCCGCGGCGCUGGAGGCGGUGCUGAAGACGAUCGAGGCCUUCCCGCCGAUCGUGUUCGCCGGGGAGGCCCGGCGCCUGGAGGAUCGCCUCGCCGACGCCGCCAUGGGCCGCGCUUUCAUCCUUCAGGGUGGCGACUGCGCCGAGAGCUUCAAGGAGUUCAACGGCAACAACAUCCGUGACACCUUCCGCAUCCUCCUCCAGAUGUCCGCUGUCCUAAUGUUCGGUGCCCAAAUGCCCGUCGUCAAGGUUGGUAGGAUGGCCGGGCAAUUCGCGAAGCCGAGGUCGGAGGCGUUCGAGGUGAGGGACGGGGUGAAGCUGCCCAGCUACCGGGGGGACAACAUCAACGGCGACGCGUUCGACGAGAAGAGCCGCAUCCCCGACCCCCAGAGGAUGAUUCGGGCGUACGCCCAAUCGGCCUCGACGCUCAACCUACUUCGCUCGUUAGCCACCGGAGGCUACGCCGCCAUGCAGCGCGUCACGCAGUGGAACCUGGAUUUCACCGAACACAGCGAGCAGGGCGACAGGUACCGUGAAUUGGCACAUAGGGUUGAUGAAGCCCUUGGCUUCAUGUCUGCAGCUGGGCUAACAGCGGACCACCCCUUGAUGAAUAGCACUGAAUUCUGGACCUCUCAUGAGUGCCUCCUCCUGCCCUAUGAGCAAGCUCUAACCCGUCAGGACUCCACUUCUGGUAUUUACUAUGACUGUUCUGCCCACAUGCUCUGGGUUGGUGAGCGCACUCGCCAGCUCGAUGGUGCUCAUGUUGAGUUCCUCAGGGGUAUUUCUAACCCUCUUGGCAUCAAGGUGAGUGACAAAAUGAACCCUAGGGACUUGGUGAAACUGAUUGAGAUAUUGAAUCCAUCAAACAAGCCUGGGAGAAUUACCAUCAUUACAAGGAUGGGGCCGGAGAACAUGAGGGUCAAGUUACCUCAUCUUAUCCGUGCUGUCCGCCAUGCUGGACAAAUUGUCACCUGGAUCACUGAUCCCAUGCACGGGAACACCAUUAAGGCUCCUUGCGGUCUAAAGACUCGUCCUUUUGACUCCAUUCUGGCUGAGGUACGGGCCUUCUUUGAUGUACAUGAGCAAGAGGGAAGCCACCCGGGAGGUGUCCACCUUGAGAUGACUGGGCAAAACGUAACUGAAUGCAUUGGUGGAUCACGCACUGUGACCUUCGAUGACUUGGGCGACCGCUACCACACUCACUGUGAUCCAAGGCUGAACGCGUCGCAGUCUCUGGAGCUCUCAUUCAUCAUCGCCGAGAGGCUAAGGAAGAGGAGGAUCCGGUCAUCAUCUGGGCUCAACGGUAUCUUGCCUUUGCCACCCUUUGGUCUCUGAAUGAGUAGACGGGGCAGGAUAUAGAUACGUGUAGUCCAUUUGUUGGUGGUUGCUCCUGGUAAAAUCAUAUACCUGUGAGCUUUCUUCGAGCCGGGGAGGAUCUGUUUGAAUUUUAUCGUUUGCUUUGGUAAAUACUAUGUAAUGCUAUGUAUGACUGCACGCGCCGACGCUUAGUUUUCUAUUUGUAUCAUGUAUAAGAGAAUAAUAAAGCAAGAUAGAUGAGAUGGCUUUGUGAAUAA
Messenger RNA from Phragmites australis (common reed), 2101 nucleotides. RefSeq names its product phospho-2-dehydro-3-deoxyheptonate aldolase 1, chloroplastic-like. NCBI's taxonomy places the organism in Eukaryota, Viridiplantae, Streptophyta, Magnoliopsida, Poales, Poaceae. The record is from RefSeq and is a predicted model, not a curated record. Gene Ontology annotation, biological process: aromatic amino acid biosynthetic process. The transcript has 5 exons. Bases 213 to 1862 code for a protein of 549 amino acids. Gene Ontology annotation, molecular function: 3-deoxy-7-phosphoheptulonate synthase activity.